GCGGGGCCAAGGCGGCGGGGAGCCGCGGCCGCCAUCUUGUGCGUCGCCGGAGCCAGGCGGGCGGCCCGCAGCGUGGCGCCGCCCGAUCCCGCGCUGCUCCCGCCGCAGCCGCCGCCGCAGCCAGGGCCGCUGGCUCCCGCCCGGGGGCGGCGGCGGACGCCGGAGGGGAAAAGCUCUGUGCGGACGGGAUUCUCCCCCUGCGGGCCCGGCGGCGGCGGCCCCUCCUCCCGUCGCUCUCCGCGUCCCUCCCCGCGUCCCUCCCCGCGGGUUUGUGGCGCUGCGCCGGGGGAGGAUGAACGGAGGAUAAAUGGUGCCCAAGGCGGACAGCGGCACCUUCCUCCUCCUCUUUCUCCUGGUGCUGAGCAUCACCGAGCCGCUGCGGCCAGGUCCAGGACUAGCUUUGGCAAGACUCCUGUCAGAGCUCCGCUGCACCCCUGGGCAGUUUGCCUGUCGGAGUGGUACCAUCCAGUGCAUCCCUUCCAACUGGCAGUGUGAUGGGUGGCCCACCUGUGAGGAUGAGAGUGAUGAAGUUGACUGUCCAGGCUUGACAGGGGACCAACGAACUUACCAUGGGAAGGAGAAUGUGGACUCGAGGCACGGCAGAGGGAGAGGAGGGGACACCACUCGCUUCCACACCGUCAACGUGGCACAGCCUGUCCGCUUCAGCAGAAAGUGCCCAACAGGCUGGCACCACUACGAGGGCACAGCCAGCUGCUACCGAGUGUACCUGAGCGGGGAGAACUACUGGGACGCGGUGCAGACAUGCCAGCGCGUCAACGGCUCCCUCGCCACCUUCACCGCCGACCAGGAGCUGAGGUUCAUCCUGGCGCAGGAGUGGGACCUGGAAGAAAAAGCUUUUGUCAGGAAGGACCAGCGCAGGUUCUGGGUGGGAUACCAGUACGUGAUCACCAAUCGAAAUCACUCUCUGGAAGGUCACUGGGAAGUAGCUUACAAAGGCUCUUCAGAAGUGUUUUUGCCCCCUGACCCCAUCUUUGGCACGGCCAUGUCUGAGCAGGAGAACGUCCUCUGUGCUCAGCUGCAGUGUUUCCAUUUCCCCACGCUGCGGCACCACGGCUUGCACAGCUGGUACGCCGAGAACUGCUACGAGAAGUCCUCAUUCCUCUGCAAAAGGAGCCAGACCUGUGUUGACAUCAAGGACAACAUUGUAGAUGAAGGCUACUACUUCACUCCCAAGGGCAAUGACCCCUGCCUGAGCUGCACUUGCCACAAUGGGGAGCCUGAGAUGUGUGUGGCUGCGCUGUGCGAGCGGCCCCAGGGCUGCCAGCAGUACCGCAAGGACCCCAAGGAGUGCUGCAAGUUCACCUGCUUGGACCCAGAUGGCAACAGCCUCUUCGACUCCAUGGCUGGUGGGAUGCGACUGAUCGUGAGCUGCAUCUCCUCCUUCCUGAUCCUGUCGCUGCUGCUGUUCAUGGUGCACCGGCUGCGGCAGCGGCGCCGCGAGCGCAUCGAGUCCCUCAUCGGAGCCAACCUGCACCACUUCAACCUGGGCCGCAGGAUGCCCGGCUUCGAUUACGGUCCUGAUGGGUUUGGAACUGGCCUUACCCCACUGCACCUCUCAGAUGAUGGGGAGGGUGGAGCAUUUCACUUCCAUGAUCCACCUCCACCCUAUACUGCUUACAAGUACCCAGACAUUCAACACCCAGAUGACCCACCCCCUCCCUACGAGGCUUCUGUCAAUCCAGACAGCAUCCUUUGUUCCACGCCAGAUGGAGUUCUCUCUCAGACUGUGCAGAGCAGUCCUCCAUCACUAGGAAACUGUGACGUGUCCCCACAGCUUACAGAGGGCUCCCUUCCUCCCUCAGUUGGUCCUUCUCCAGUGGAGCUGGAAGACUCUGCUGACAGCAGCACCUUGCUCGUCCCUCCCGACACGCCGCUCGCCGAGACCGCGCCGGCGGAGCCCCUCCCGGGCAGCCGCCACAGCCACUGUUCUCUCAACACCAUUGUGUAGAGCAGUGAGCAGCCCCUGGCUGGGCAGAAAGGUUUAGCAGCUGUUUGCACAGACACACACUGAGCCGUGGCUUGGACUGCAGGUGGAAGCUCCACUCUGGCUUUUCUGAGCGCAGCUCUUUGGUUCUAGGUUAGCGUCGUGCCUCUGGUUCGUUGGCUGUCGUCAUUCGUUCACUAAUGGCUUGGUCCUGUACAUAGAUGGAUUUGGAGAGCUGCUCUUUCCUCCCAGGGGCUGUGGAAGAGAGUGCAGAGAAUUCCUUUGACUUCUAAGGAGGUGAAAAGUAUGGGCAGUUUUAAUGGUUUUGGUUUGAUUUCUUAACCUGAGAGGAAACAAAAAUCUACAUCAGAAAAAAGGCUGCUUGGAUUUGGCUGGAGCCAGGCUGGGGCACUCCCCUGCCAGCAGCUGCUUCCUCUCUUGCUCCAGUGCUGCACUUGGAAGAGAAGAUGGAACUGCAGGGGGGAAGGGCUGGGGGCCUGCUCUGCAGAGUGGGAGCACUGAGGAGCUAAUACACAUGGCACCAAGUAGGAGUCAAGCUUGGAUCUGCCUGGCUGCUGCGGAGCGCUGCGGGGACUGGGAGCCGAAGGAUCUGCACCAUGGGGGACAAGUGGGUGAGGGAGAAGGUGGAUUUGCCAUCACUUGUUGUUGGUAGCUGCAGAAUCUCUUACUGUUGGGUAAAUUUCUGGCCCCUAAAGAAAUCUGUGUCACAUCUGUGUCCCUUGAGCAGAAUCCUCGUGUGUUAGGCUGUGCCUGAGGGAAGAGAUGGGCAGCAGGUGCCUGGGAUGCAGCCUGAGUUCACUACAGAUGCCCCUGCUGGUGGCAGCCCCAUGAGGCAGACCCAGGUGUUUCUCACUACAGGUUAACUCCUUUGCAGGGAAGAGUCACCCAAGCCUGGCCUGCAGAGCAGAGCAUUGUUCUGGCUCUUCUUGCUGCAUGCUAGAUUUAGCCUGUGAGUGUUCCCUGCCUCCGAUUCACUUCUGUACAGUUCCACAAGUGCCCCUUGAAAGCCUGAUCACCAUGCACUGCACUGGUGCUGAACUGCACACUCCUUCCUUACCCAAGCCCUCCAGUCCUAGGCAUUUCCCCUCUGCCCCCCCAAACCAUUUAUCCAGGGUCCCAGGAGGGUUUCUGAUGAGGUCAGUGUAGUUCAGUCUAUAAAGCAGCUUGCUUCACUCAGAUGUCAUUUGGAACUUCCCCCUCAGGCUGAACUCCUGCAGUUCGUUUACCCCAUGGCAGAGAGGUGGAGACCCAAAGCCAGGCACUGCUGGGUUGGAUUAAUGAGUGCAAAACAAUCUUUAGGGGUGACUUGGAAUUUGAGUUUGGAUUUUGGUGUGCAGACCAUUCACCCUUUCCCCCCCAUCCUCCUCCUGUUUCUGCUGCUUCUUGACUUGCUGUAGCAGCCAGCAGAUGAGAGGAAUUCUAAGGACUCUGUACCCAAUGCUCCUCUGAGUGUUCUUCUGUUACCUUAUGAAGGGUGUGAGCCUCGAGGGACCUGAAGCACACACUGCAUGGGGGGUGGCUGUGAUCUAUUUUUCUAGUGAAAUCAUACUGGUAUGACAAAUCCAAACCCACUCUUGUGGCUUCCCAGUGCAGCUGACUCUUUCCCCAUUGGAUGUGCUGCUACUUUCUCUUCUGUGUCUUGCCUGUAGGCUUAUACUGUACGUGGGGAUGGGUCUUGACAAUUCAGCUCCCUUCUGCACAGGAAGUGUGGGGUUCCUUCCUGAGCUCAUAGCUGGUGUCUUGAAAUUAGACACUUGCCAACAGCCUUGACUCCAUCAGAGAGCCUGAGCCACAGUUCUGGGCUGUGCUGCUGGCUCAGCAGUGGGAGGAAGCACUGUUAGGAAGCCUCUCCGGCCGGAGCCGGCCCUGCCGCAGCCUCCUGCGCUCUGCUUUGGCUCCAGCAGGUAAUGAGAGGAGCAGUUCCCCACCCUGGGGCAUCUCUCCACCGUCUCCUGCUCUAAGCCGAAGCCCUGGUGUAAGGCAGGGCAUGGGGAGCAGCAGUCAGCAGCCUGUGUGCAGGUGGCUGGGCGUCUGCAGUGUGAGCCUGCAGCAGGGUUUGUGCAGUUUUGAGCACACUCCUACCUUUUAUACAAUGUAGGGACUGAGCUUGCUUUGUUUCUAGGUACAAGUGUGUGAGUGUGGCUGUGUGAGUGUGUGUGUCUGGGUGCUGAGAUCUCUGUGUACAUACUGUAGAUGGUAACCUUUGUGCUGUGUCCAGCUAGGUGAAGCUAAGCACUGGGACAUCAACUAGGCUCCUAGGGUCAGUACUUCUCUCAAGCUGGCUACACUCUGUUGUAGGACAGGCUGUGCAAAGUCUAUGCUACUACAAUCUGGGCCUGAAAGACCUUCUGGUAGCUGUGCAAACCAGAAAGCUUCCAACUUCUUCUGAAGCCAGAUGGAAUCUUUGUAGUAUCCUAGGGCAAUAACUAAAGGCCUUUGGGCUGGGUGUAGCCUCUGAAGCUGUUUUGUGGCUGAGGUGAACCUUACCUCACACCUCCCUAACGCUGCAGGAAUCUGUUGGAUACUUUUCUAGUUUACUUUUGGUUCUGUGGUGAACUUUCUUUGGAAAUAAGCUCUGUUGCAACUGGCAGCUUGAUGGUGGCUCCUGGUUGUAGCUGUUCCACAUGGAGGCCCCUUGGCAGAAGCCUCCUUGUGAUACAUUUUCCCUGUUACUUCUGAGCCUUUCCCCCUUGUCUGUUGGCCUGGAGGCUGUCAGUUGCUCUCCUUUUCCUUCUAUCCUUCUUCAUCGUAACUGUCAGCAGGGGAAACUUUCCUUGAACAGAGCAGCUCACAGAGUUCAGCUCCUUUACCUCUUGGUGAGCUUCUAAUUUGGCAAUAAAAUUGUCCUUUCCCCCCCUUUUUAGUGUAGCUUUUCCACACCAAGUCCUUUCCCUUGGAGUAAGAACCUUUGUAGCAGAAAACAUCACAACUGCUCAGCCCUGGAGCAGCUGGGGAGGAGCUGCUCUGCUGGCAGCAGCUGGCUCCUCAGCGAGCCUGCCCUGCCCUUGGCAAGGUGGCUGGUGAGCAGUUUGUCCUGAGCAUCAGUUGCAGAGGGCUGCUGCUUGCCUGAGGAAGACCUUUUCAUGCUGAUCUCCAUGAGCUUGAGAUCUUUGCAGCUCAUUUGCCUAUUGCUUUUUUUAUUUAUUUAUUCC
Dryobates pubescens (Downy woodpecker) is the source of this 5118-nucleotide messenger RNA. RefSeq names its product DiGeorge syndrome critical region gene 2 (gene DGCR2). Lineage: Eukaryota; Metazoa; Chordata; Aves; Piciformes; Picidae. The record is from RefSeq and is a predicted model, not a curated record. Bases 308 to 1969 code for a protein of 553 amino acids. Gene Ontology annotation, cellular component: membrane. The transcript has 11 exons. Gene Ontology annotation, molecular function: protein binding.